Messenger RNA from Trichophyton rubrum CBS 118892, 501 nucleotides. Its product is annotated as 60S ribosomal protein L37. The transcript has a single exon. Lineage: Eukaryota; Fungi; Ascomycota; Eurotiomycetes; Onygenales; Arthrodermataceae. The record is from RefSeq and is a predicted model, not a curated record. Bases 1 to 501 code for a protein of 166 amino acids.
AUGGCGACGAUGAGAAAACGGAAGAAUCUGACAGCGGAUGGAACAUAUAGGCCUGCGAUCCCUCCACAUCCAGAAGCACACAUGCGCUUCGUGCGGUUACCCAGCUGCCAAGAUGCGCAAAUGUAUGUAUACCAAACUGGAAUCAUGUAUCCUCAAGCGAGGACUAUGUUGCACCCGGGAGGCACUAUUGGCGAGUGUUUACUUACAUGGCAUACUACUCUGCAGAUAACUGGAGUCAGAAGGCCCUUCGGCGAAGAACCACCGGUACCGGCCGCAUGCGUUACCUUAAGUCCGUCGACCGCAAGUUCAAGAACGGUUUCCAGACCGGAGCUCCCAAGGGCGCCCGUGGCCCAGAGAAGGCAUAGACAAUCAAACACCUCCUUAUUUUCCUCCCCCUCUCUUUCCUUCCGGAGUUCGAUAAGAUGUGGCGAAACCCUCUUAUUUCUAAAGGGUAGCCUGCGAGCGGAAUGGGACUUGUUUUUGAUCCAUGACACCAUUUGA